Molecule: messenger RNA, 1210 nt
Organism: Elgaria multicarinata webbii
Lineage: Eukaryota; Metazoa; Chordata; Lepidosauria; Squamata; Anguidae
Product: poly [ADP-ribose] polymerase tankyrase-2-like
Exons: 5
Coding region: 402-1163 (253 amino acids)
Biological process (GO): intracellular signal transduction
Molecular function (GO): protein binding
Source: RefSeq, a predicted model, not a curated record
CGACGAGGUCAGAGCGGGAGUUAAUUCGGAUCCGCGCGCCCUGCACCGCUCCGGAUUGCGAGGAAGGGAGAGGACGUGUGGCGGUGCACGAACUCUGAAUCGAUUCAGGGCGCGAGGCCCAGCUUUACGCCCCAGGGGAUCCUCGAUGAUGGCUGCCUAGGACAGCUGUUUCUCUCCACUAGAAUAGGACAGACGUGCUCUUUACCGAUUGCUGUCGCCAUGGGUUCCCCCCACCCCAGAUUUUUCUCAAGGAGAGUGGUCGGGGUUCAUCUGGUUUGAAAGCCUCUAUUCCACACCUGCCUGAGUUCAGAUGGACGUGUGGUCAAGCGUCAACCAUUAAUAACGCGUUGCGUCAGCCCAGAGCCCUAUGCUGCCCACGCCCCUCCUGUGCCGGCCGAUCCAUGUGGACGGAGGGAGUCUGUUCCAUUGGCAAGAUGGGCUUCUACAUCAGUUCCCUCUCCAGAGCGCCCUACGGCAACCAGGCCGCCCCAGAGUCCUCGCGCCCCCCGGCCAAGCGUUACCAGGCAGCGCCCAGCUACAACUACAGGUGGACGGAGUUGCACUACGAGGCCAGCCGCGGCAACGUGGAGAAGUUGAAGCAACUCCUGGUGACCUCAGGCAGGGAGUUGGUGGACAGGAAAGAUUAUUACGGCAAGACGCCGCUCUACUGGGCCGCCUACAAGGGGCAGAGGCGCUCGGUGGAGCUGCUGCUGCAGCACGGCGCCGACGUCAACUCCUGCUGUAAACACGGAGGGACCCCUCUCCACGCCGCCAUCGGCCUCUUCCCAGACUGCACCCUGCUGCUGAUCCAGCACGGUGCAGAUGUGAACCUGCAGGACAACUGGGGAGUGACCCCCAUGUACCUGGCCGCGUGCAGUGGACAGACAGAGUGUAUCCGUUUGCUGGUACAGGCAGGGGCCUGCAUCUGCUACAGAAACAAGAGAACCGGAGCCCCGCCCAAGCGCCUCGUCUCGCAGCCGGCCCUGAUCUCCUGGAUGGAGGCGUGCCGUCGGCAGCCCCCGUCCCUCAAGCACCUCAGCCGCCUGUCUGUCCGGAGGGCUCUCGGCCACCGGCGGCUCCGAGCCAUCGCGGACUUCGACCUUCCCCCGCUGCUGAAGCAGUACCUGAUGUUUGAGGACCUGACUCUGGCAGACUGGCCGUAGCCUGGAGCUGCGCAGCCGGGGCGGCGGCCGGACGUUUCUAUUGGCCA